AUAAUUUCCCUCAACUGCUCUGCAUCUUAACUUCUGCACGCAACAAUGGACUUCAAGAGCAUCAGCGGCGAGUAUGACGUCUCCAAGAAGACGCUGAAGACCGCCUGCAAGCUGAAGGUGGCCGACAACAUCUCCGUCAAGCUCAAGCUGGCCAACCCUGGUGCCAAGCCAGGCAUUGAGGUCGAGUACAAGGGCUUCGAGGCGACCUACGACGUGAAGAGCAAGGACUUCAGCAUCGAGAAGAAGUUCAAGCUGAGGGCUGGCGAGCUGAAGAUCAAGCAGAAGGUGCCCGGUCUGAGGACCGAGCUGCUGCCCUCGCCCGAGGUCCAGUGGAAGUCGCACAUUGUCAAGGGCAGGAAGUUCUCGUGGGAGGUGGAGCCCAGCUACUGCUUCCAGGCCCGCAAGGCCAAGCUGGACCAGGUGAUUGAGCUCAACGGCGGCAAGGAGAAGCUCAAGCUGGAGUUCGACAGCAAGCUGGGCGUGAAGGGCCUGGUGGGCACCCUGACGCACAAGGUAGGCCAGUCCUGGGCCAAGCAGCUGAGCGCCAAGUACAGCCAGGCCGCCGGCCCCUCGCUCAUCCACGAGGUGGAGCCCAGCAAGAAGGUGAGCCUGAAGAGCACCGUGGGCAUCAAGGCGCGCGACCUGAAGAUUGUGGCCGAGGUCAAGCCCGGCAAGGUGGCGGGCCUCAAGCCCAAGAUCACCCUGGAGGGCAAGGUCAGCGCCAAGGCGCCCACCAAGCCCACCGGCAUCGUCGCCGGCCUGCACCUGGACGUGUAGAGCCCCGGCCGCUGCCCACCUGUGGGGCGGUGGCGCCCCGGCGGGCGCCGCCCAGGCGGCCCUGCGAGGCAGGAGGCCGCCUCGCCGCCGCCUGGCGGCGGCAGCGGGCGAGGCGCCGGGCGUUGAUGCGGCCCCCGCCUCCUACACCCGCCCAGGGAGCCGCGUCGCAGUGCGGUGUUUGCCGAACCGCGUGGCUACCUGGCGGGGGCGGGGCGGGGCGUGGUGCCCGGCGGUCGCCUAGAGGCGGAUGCAUGCGGGCGGCGCUCGGCGGGGCCGGGGCGGGGGCAGCAGCUACAGCGCAAAGGCGCGGCGCCACCGCCGCGGGUGGGGCGUUUUUGACGCACAUCAUCGGGUCCCGCCUGCGACGGGGCAGGUGCGUGCGCGCAGCGCGGCUGUGCUGCCGCCACUCCCCGCGGCCUCAUCGAGGCGAGCCAUGGAGGAGGAUGCGUCGGGCUCGAUGUGUCUAGUGUCUUCCAGUGGUGUGAGCUGCACGCAGAGGAAUUAUGCAGAAGAAGCCGAACUUGCCUUCAUUAUUACCGUUGUUGCCGCGGGGCUUGGCCUUGAGUGGACCUAUGGGUGUGUGGAUCUGGCGUGUGAAGCCCCUUCCGGCUAUUCCUGGCAAGGGGGCCGCGCCUACUACACUCGUACAAGCGUAGGGCAAGACUGGCCCCGCUUGGCAACGCAACAGUGAGCCCCUCCCUAGUGUGUUUGGGGAUGUGACUAUGUAUUCGUGUGUUGGCCAACGGGUCAACCCGAACAGAUUGAUACCCGCCUUGGCAUUUCCUGUCAGAAUGUAACGUCAGUUGAUGAGCCACUAGUGUAAAAGCCACACCUGGACUCCCUCGUUGCGGUUUGCGUGCUGCACAUGUGCACUUGUGGCGAAGUAGUGCAUUCGUCUGCUCAGUGGCAGGCGUGUGCAUGAGCAUGAGGCAGGGGUCGGCAAGGGCCACACCUCGACGGCUCGGCCCAUACUACCCUGCCUCGGCCCAUGCUACCCUGUGCCCUU
Messenger RNA from Chlamydomonas reinhardtii, 1783 nucleotides. RefSeq lists its product as uncharacterized. NCBI's taxonomy places the organism in Eukaryota, Viridiplantae, Chlorophyta, Chlorophyceae, Chlamydomonadales, Chlamydomonadaceae. The coding region runs from base 46 to 777 and encodes 243 amino acids. The transcript has 8 exons. The record is from RefSeq and is a predicted model, not a curated record.